Messenger RNA from Scatophagus argus, 745 nucleotides. RefSeq names its product mitochondrial ribosomal protein L51 (gene mrpl51). Gene Ontology annotation, biological process: translation. Gene Ontology annotation, cellular component: mitochondrial large ribosomal subunit. The transcript has 4 exons. The record is from RefSeq and is a predicted model, not a curated record. The coding region runs from base 225 to 620 and encodes 131 amino acids. Gene Ontology annotation, molecular function: structural constituent of ribosome. Lineage: Eukaryota; Metazoa; Chordata; Actinopteri; Scatophagidae.
AAGGCAAUACCACCGGCGCAGUGCAUUGUGGGACACAGAGUAAGAUGGAAGCGGCCACCAGGACCAUGUUGAAGCUUCAAUAACAUAUUGUUUUAAUCGUCAUAUCUCCGCAUGUGGCUGUAAUUUGCGCUUUUGUUGUGAUAGUAACAAAAGAUUCAAUUGGCGUAAGAUCGCGGCUGGACGUGGAAACUGGUGUUAGUGUGUCGCUGUAGAAAACUUCAGCCAUGUCUGUACUGGGAGGUUUACUGAAAGCUGGCGCGUCCUUCUGCCAGUCAGCUGGGACUCUGGUCCACACAGCCAGGACUUUAUCUACUGGUACGCGCUGCCACAUCAGGAUGCAUGCCAUCCCUGAGCCGAAGAUAGUUGACCGGUGGACUGAGAAGAGGAGCAUGUAUGGAGUUUAUGAUAACAUUGGCAUCUUAGGGGACUUUAAAGCUCAUCCCAAAGACCUCAUUGUGGCUCCCUGCUGGCUGAAGGCUUUCAAAGGCAAUGAAUUCCAGCGUCUGAUUAGAAAGAAGAGGAUGGUGGGGGACAGAAUGAUGACUCUGGAAAGACACAACUUGGAGAAGAGAAUUCGCUUCCUCUAUAGACGCUUCAACCGCACUGGCAAACACCGCUAAGACUGCACAGACCACACUGCAAAUAAAUCUGACCAGCCAAUAAUGUUGUCAAAGUGCUGUUUUUUUGCCAUUUUGUCUAAGUUAUUGUGUUCAAAUAAAGAGAAGAUGUUUAUGUUUCAAAAUAA